Messenger RNA from Clunio marinus, 2713 nucleotides. The record is from the annotation of a GenBank genome assembly. NCBI's taxonomy places the organism in Eukaryota, Metazoa, Arthropoda, Insecta, Diptera, Chironomidae.
ACCGUACCGGUUGCAUCCGUUAUGAUGAAAAACUGUUCAUUGAUUGACCCUUUCCUUCCUGUUACUCUCUUUUACAGGCUAUACAACAUUACAUGACCGCAAUGAUAACUCAACACCACCGUCCGGCACAACUCAAAUGUCCUACUUGCAAAUGAACUCACUCAGGAACGGAAAUAAUGCGACGAGUGGGACGAACGCUAAUCAGACUAGUAUUUAUCCAAUGUUGAAAGAAGAGAAUAGCAGCAGCAGUGGGAAUAACUCCACAAACAAUUAUCCUAAUUUAAGUGAUUUAUCGAAUUACGGAAUUACUCAUCAUCCGCCAACACCAAAUGUGUAUGAUGACCCACAACAAGACUACCAAUCACUUCAACAAUCAUCACCUUAUCUUGAAAGCUCACCCGAGUUCUAUGCCGGAAUGAGUGAAUCCAAAUAUAUGCCACCCGCGCCCUAUAAAAGUUCAGCAAAUAAUGGAAUCUACUCAAGAGUUCCACGUUAUGGAAGUGGAUCUGGUGAUAAUUACAAUGAAUUUUCAUCUUAUGAGACUGGCCAACAGUUCCAACAAGUGCCAGCAAGCGCUGCAACUGUGUCAACUUCAAAUAAUAAUCAACAGUCGAGUUCGAGUGAGUGGAAUAUAUCGCCACAUCAUCCACAUCAUCCUGACUUUCAUCCUGUCCACCAUCACUCAACACUUUCGCAUUCACAUCAUGGACAUCAUCACCAGCAGAAUUUCAUGAAUCCACUGAGUUUGGAUAAACAAAUUUUGAAUAAUUACAACAUGAUUCAGAAUAAUAACAACAAUGGAGCGUUGUGUGGAACACUUUUGCCUGGUGGUCUUUCAGCGAAUGGUCAGCCAUGCUUCACUGGUUCUGGUCCAAUUCAACUGUGGCAAUUUCUUUUAGAACUUCUGACCGAUAAAAAUUGUCAAAGCUUCAUUUCUUGGACUGGUGAUGGAUGGGAAUUUAAAUUGACAGAUCCUGAUGAGGUCGCAAGACGUUGGGGAAUCCGUAAAAAUAAACCAAAAAUGAAUUAUGAGAAGCUUAGCCGUGGCCUACGUUAUUAUUAUGACAAGAAUAUUAUUCAUAAAACAGCUGGAAAGCGAUAUGUCUAUCGAUUUGUUUGUGAUCUUCAGGCGCUGCUUGGACUUUCACCUGAAGAAGUUCAUAAGAUGGUAGAUUUGAAUUGUAAAUUAAAAAUGACAGAAGAGCAGAUUGUCAAUGUUGAGAAUGGUGAUGUUGAGAAAGUUGGUGAUAACAUUCCAUUAAUUAAAAGACAUGACGAGAGUUCUAGUUCCACACAGAAUAAACAUAAAGUGAGAAUUAACAUUUCUGGACGACGAUUUGAGAUAUGGCGCGAAACCUUAGACAAACAUCCAGCAACACUUUUAGGUUCACCACAACGAGAAACAAAUUAUGACCCUGAAAAUGAUGAAUACUUUUUUGAAAGAGAUCCCGACACAUUCAGACACAUCUUGCACUAUUACCAUACAGGAAGUCUUCAUUAUCCAACUCAUGAGUGUGAUCUUAGCUUUGAUGAAGAGUUAAUCUUCUUUGGAAUUCCAGCCGAGUUCAUGAGCGAUUGCUGCUUUGAUGAAUUUAAUCAUAGAAAGGAAAACUGCAAAGAAAGAGCAAAACGACAUAAAGCAGACGACCCUGGUGAUCAAACUUUGACUCUACGUCAAAAAAUUUGGAAUGCAUUGGAAAAUCCGUAUGUGUCAAAAAAGGCAUUAGCUUGCUAUUACAUCACUUGUUUAUUUAUCGCAAUUUCUGUAAUCGUGUCAUGCGGCACUGAAAAAUCAUGUGGAGACAAGUAUCAUUCGAUAUUUUUCAUCAUUGAAUCAAUCUGUGUGACAAUAUUCACUGCCGAGUUUUUUGUUCGACUCUACACUGCGCCAAAGCGAUUGAAGUUUCUUAAAAGCUUUGAAACAAUAAUUGAUAUUGUUGCUAUUUUGCCUUUCUACAUCGAAUUAUUUUUGCAUAUGGGCCACAAUGUGACUUCAGCUUUCCUUACAUUGAGAGUUUUCCGAGUUUUUCACGUACUUAAACUUACAUCUCACUUGCAAGGUUUGAAGAUCAUUGAGCACACACUCAAAGCAUCAGCCUCGGAAUUAAAAUUCAUUUUCUUCUCACUUUCAAUGGGGAUCAUAAUUUAUGCUACAAUUUUGUAUUACGCUGAGAGAAAUGUCCCUGGAACCGCAUUCACUUCAAUUCCAGCUGCAUUUUGGUUUGUUAUUGCUUCAAUAACGAAUCAAAGCUCAGGCAAUGCUGCACCCGAAACAUUUAUAGGUCAUGCUAUUGGAAUUGCUGGCUGGUUGAGUGGAAUUCUAGCAAUUGUUCUUUCGAUCCCCGUCAUUGUGUCAAACUACAAUCAAAUUUAUCAUCAGAAUCAGAGACUCAAAUUAUCAACGAGAGAAAAAAUGACGGGAAAGUUUUAAAACUUUUGUUUCUCUACAAACUUAACGAGCUUAAACUACCAAGGUAUUAUCUAAUGUUUAUUUAAUUUGAUAGCAGAAAAUGUUAAACAUUAUAAGAAAUCGAUAAUUCAAAUCGAGUUGAAAAAUAUUUCAUUUUGCUACAAAAUUUAAUUAAUCUUAAGAAAUGACAUAAAAUUGUAAUUAAAGAUGUAAUAAAUUAUUUCAUAGAAACUGUUAAAAAUUAUUUGCUUGUAGUGUUGUUUUUAUUUGCUAAUUAAGUCAAUUAAAAUCAUAAAAUGACAG